This is a messenger RNA of Gamsiella multidivaricata, 871 nucleotides long. Its product is annotated as Phosphoribosylformimino-5-aminoimidazole carboxamide ribotide isomerase. The coding region runs from base 63 to 839 and encodes 258 amino acids. The record is from RefSeq and is a predicted model, not a curated record. The transcript has 5 exons. Gene Ontology annotation, molecular function: 1-(5-phosphoribosyl)-5-[(5-phosphoribosylamino)methylideneamino]imidazole-4-carboxamide isomerase activity. Gene Ontology annotation, biological process: L-tryptophan biosynthetic process; L-histidine biosynthetic process. Gene Ontology annotation, cellular component: cytoplasm. NCBI's taxonomy places the organism in Eukaryota, Fungi, Mortierellomycota, Mortierellomycetes, Mortierellales, Mortierellaceae.
GGGGAGUAUACUCUCUUCCACCUUCAACUCCAAUCCUCAGCUCCAUUCCAGUUGAUCAGACCAUGUCUCGUACUGCAUUCCGUCCUUGCAUCGACCUGCACUCGGGUCAGGUCAAGCAGAUCGUUGGCGGGUCCCUCAACGACAAGGACCAGUCGCAGCUCAAGACCAACUUCGUCUCCAAUGAACCGCCUAGUUACUACGCUCAACUGUACAAGGAUAACAAUCUGAUAGGUGCACAUGUCAUCAAACUGGGACCAGGAAAUGAUGAGGCUGCAAAGGAAUGCCUUCGCACCUGGCCAGACGGUCUCCAACUCGGUGGUGGGAUCACAUUAGACAAUGCUCAAUCAUGGGUUGAAGCCGGAGCAGCCAAGGUGAUUGUCACUUCAUAUCUGUUUCCGGGCGGCAAGUUCUCGCUCGAACGGUUACAGGCCCUUUCUAAGGCCGUGGGAAAGGACAGGCUCGUCGUCGAUGUCAGCUGCAGGAAGCGUGAUAACGAGUGGAUUGUCGCCAUGGACAAAUGGCAAACCAUGACGGAUAUGAAGGUGAAUAAGGAGUCCUUAGACAUCUUGGCUGAUCAUUGCUCCGAGUUCUUGGUCCAUGCCGCUGACGUUGAGGGGCUCUGUAAAGGAAUCGAUCAGGAUCUUGUCAAAGCGCUGGGCGAGUGGACGACGAUUCCUACGACAUAUGCAGGUGGCGCAAAUGCUCUGAGCGAUCUGGAGCUAGUGAACCGGCUCUCUCAUGGCAAGGUUGACCUGACCUACGGAAGUGCAUUGGAUGUCUUUGGCGGAAAGACUGUCAAGUUCGAAGAAUGUGUUGCAUGGAACGAGGCCAUAAUUUGAACAGUUCGACAUAGUCUAUUGCUGUGUAUAAU